AUGGAGCUACCCGUUUCUCCUCUCACAAACUAAAAGCUCAAACACAAACAACUACUAAAGAAAUCACAAACAACUACUAAAGAACUUAUCAUGAAGGUCAACAGCAAAUCCUUAAAAUGCACCAUGCUUGCCUUUCUCAGCCUUCUUGGAUUGUUAGCAACACCAGCACUUGGUCAAAGAUGGCAGCAGGAACACCAACAGUUGAAUGCCAGCAGGAACAAAUGGAAGAGUCAGAACAUUCAGAACUAUGAAUACAAGUACCAAAAAUAUGGCCCCAACCCUCAAAAUAUUGUGUAUCCAUGGACUGUCAUUGUCAGGGGUGUCAAUGCCAAUGCAAAUGAUGGCAACAACAACCCAAUCUACUGGGCUACUCCUCCAACCAUGGAUACUUUCUUUGGAAUCAUCCAAGAUGCAAUCAUUAACAAUGCUCAGAGAAUCACUGUAAGCUACAGCCAGCAGGGAUACCCAACCAAUAUCUACAUUCAGAAGAGCAAUGGGGAGGUCUAUGAUGUCACAAUUUCAGGCUUCCAAUCCCAGAGACUCCGAAAGAGGAACCUCCAAAAUCAGAGAUGGCAGCAGGAACACCAACAGUUGAAUGCCAGCAGGAACAAAUGGAAGAGCCAGAACAUUCAGAACUAUGAAUACAAAUAUCAAAAGUUUGGCCCCAACCCUCAAAAUAUUGUCUAUCCUUGGACUGUCAUUGUCAGGGGUGUCAAUGCCAAUGCAAAUGACGGCAACAACAACCCAAUCUACUGGGCUACUCCUCCAACCAUGGAUACUUUCUUUGGAAUCAUCCAAGAUGCAAUCAUUAACAAUGCUCAGAGAAUCACUGUAAGCUACAGCCAGCAGGGAUACCCAACCAGCAUUUACAUCCAGAAGAGCAAUGGGGAGGUCUAUGACGUUGGGGUCUCCGGCUUUGUCUCCCAGUAA
Messenger RNA from Seminavis robusta, 930 nucleotides. The record is from the annotation of a GenBank genome assembly. Lineage: Eukaryota; Bacillariophyta; Bacillariophyceae; Naviculales; Naviculaceae.